AUGCGCUGCAGGAGGCGCGCCACAGGAAGCGGAGACGCGGUGAGGCGUGGGGUGCUCAUAUCCUUAUUUUCCAUGCCAGAUCUUGAGGACAAUAUAUGCAAAAGAUACAUGAAGAUGAUAACUAAUAUCGUUAUAUUGAGCCUGAUCAUUUGCAUUUCUUUAGCUUUCUGGAUUAUGUCAAUGACUGCAAGCACCUAUUAUGGUAACUUCCGGCCUAUUUCUCCUUGGCGUUGGCUGUUUUCUGUUGUUGUUCCUGUUUUGAUUGUUUCUAAUGGCUUUAAAAAGAAAAGCCUAGAUCACAGUGGAGCUUUAGGAGGGUUAGUGGUUGGAUUUAUUCUAACUAUUGCAAAUUUCAGCUUUUUUACCUCUUUGCUGAUGUUUUUCCUUUCUUCUUCAAAACUCACUAAAUGGAAGGGAGAAACGAAGAAGCGUCUAGAUUCAGAAUAUAAAGAAGGAGGACAAAGGAAUUGGGUUCAGGUGUUCUGUAAUGGAGCAGUGCCCACAGAACUGGCUCUGCUGUACAUGAUAGAAAAUGGCCCUGGAGAAAUCCCCAUCGAUUUUUCUAAGCAAUAUACUGCUUCCUGGAUGUGUUUGUCUCUCUUGGCUGCACUGGCCUGCUCUGCUGGAGAUACAUGGGCUUCAGAAGUUGGCACGGUUCUGAGUAAAAGCCCACCACGGCUGAUAACAACUUGGGAGAAAGUUCCAGUUGGGACCAAUGGAGGAGUUACAAUGGUGGGCCUUGCUUCCAGCCUCCUUGGUGGUACCUUUGUGGGCAUUGCAUAUUUCCUCACGCAGUUGGUUUUUGUGAACGAUCUAGACAUUUCUGCUCCCCAGUGGCCAAUUAUUGCCUUUGGUGGUCUAGCUGGAUUACUCGGAUCAGUUGUAGACUCAUACUUAGGGGCUACAAUGCAGUUUACAGGUUUGGAUGAAAGCACUGGCAUGGUGGUCAACAGCCCAACGGAGGAGGCCACGUACAUAGCAGGGAAGCCCAUUCUGGAUAACAACGCGGUGAAUCUCUUUUCUUCUGUUCUUGUAGCCCUCUUGCUUCCAACCGCUGCUUGUGGCUUUUGGCCCAGAGAGUGAACUUUAUUUCAUUUUCACAGAUUGAAUUGCUGUUUCAUACAUAGGAUGCUGGCUGCAGAAAUGCCCACUCCAUCCAACUGGAUAAAGGUCUAGUGUAGAGAAGAAACAUAUGAAAUAUCACAUGCUGACAAUACCUACAGCUACUUCCUGUUAUGCACUGUGGGCAUGCUGAGGCCCAGUCAUCUGAUCUGCCUGAUAUUUGGUCUUUUAUUCUCAGUACCAUCAUAGUGAAUGAACUCUACUAGACACCAAAUCCCAGGUGAAUUGUGCAUGCUAUAGAAGUGAAAACAGGUCUAACUCCUUGGCACAGUGAUAAUGUACUACUUAAGAAAAGCCAGAUCCCACAUGGUGAUCGUGGUUUAAAACACCAGUCCAGUCACCCUAAAACACGCCAGCCACAUGCACAAGUGCCCAAGAUCCAAUGGACUAAAGGAUCAGAGGAAGGGCAUCAUGGCAUGACCAGAUCCUGUAAAGCAGCAGUCCCCAACAUUCCUGGCACCAGGGACUAGCCUCAUGGAGGACAGUCCCUCCACAGACAUUGGGUUAUGGGGAAGAUGGGUUGGUCCCGGGAUGAUCCAAGCACACUACAUCUACCGUGUACCCCAUUUCCACCACUUCCAUGUUGCAGUAUACAAAGAAACAACUACACGACCAUAGGGUUUGUGCGAUCAUGAACAUCCAAUACUGCCACUGUCUUAACAGAAGGCAGAGCCCAGGCAGCAGUGGAGGCAAUGGGGAGUGGCUGCAAACACAGACCAAGCCUUGUUCAGUGGCGUGCUGCCCACCCUCCCUGUGCAGCCUAGCAGACCAGCACCAAUCAGCAGUCCAGGGGUUGGGAACCCCUGUUCAGCUCUUUCUUUCAUUCUCAUUUCCUCACUCUCACAUGUGCGUGUCUGCUGUCUAUCAUUUAUUAGUAAAUAAAUAAAUAAGAAAACAUACUUAGGUUUAUUUAAUCGUAUAGAGCAUCUGUUGCUAUAACUCCAAGUGGUCCUAAAUAUUUAAAAACUAUAUGUGUUAUAUAUGUGUGUGUUAAGUUGUCUCAUUCAAUGUUUCCUUUCAGAGUCACUGAAAGUUGAUUAUCAGAAACGUAUUUCUAGAGUGGAAUAAAAAAUAAAAAACCAGUUUGACCACCUGAA
Molecule: messenger RNA, 2219 nt
Organism: Tupaia belangeri chinensis (Chinese tree shrew)
Lineage: Eukaryota; Metazoa; Chordata; Mammalia; Scandentia; Tupaiidae
Gene: FAABTP
Product: transmembrane protein 19
Exons: 8
Coding region: 1-1083 (360 amino acids)
Cellular component (GO): membrane
Source: RefSeq, a predicted model, not a curated record